Molecule: messenger RNA, 903 nt
Organism: Bathycoccus prasinos
Lineage: Eukaryota; Viridiplantae; Chlorophyta; Mamiellophyceae; Mamiellales; Bathycoccaceae
Exons: 1
Coding region: 1-903 (300 amino acids)
Cellular component (GO): endosome; trans-Golgi network; Golgi apparatus
Molecular function (GO): antiporter activity
Source: RefSeq, a predicted model, not a curated record
AUGUCCAUCUCCAUGGGGGUUAUUUUAUUCAACAAGUGGAUUUUAGCGUACUCUGGGUUUAAGUAUCCAAUCGCGUUGACGUUAUGGCACAUGGUAUUUUGUACCACCGUGGCGACGGUAUUGAUGCGAGUGUUUAAAGUGACAAAACGAUUAUCGAUGCCGAGGAAAGAGUACGUGAGCAGAGUAUUACCGAUUGGCGCGUUUUACGCAGCGUCGUUAUGGUUGUCAAACUCGGCAUAUUUACACCUCUCGGUUUCGUUUAUUCAAAUGACGAAAGCGUUGAUGCCAGGGUUGGUAUAUUUCGUCGGCAUUAUAUUCCGAACGGAGAAGUAUCACGGUCUGACGACUUUGAACAUGUUUAUCAUUGCAAUUGGGGUAGCGAUUGCGGCGUACGGGGAAAUUAAUUUCAUUUGGAUUGGUGUCAUCGAACAGUUUUCGGCGUUAAUAUUCGAGGCGACGAGGUUGUGCUUGGUGCAGAUUUUGAUCAAGAAUAAAGGGUAUGCGAUGAAUCCGAUUCAAUCGCUGUAUUACGUGUCACCGGCGUGUGGAAUAUUUUUGUUGGUACCAUUUUUGACCGUGGAGUUACCCGAAAUCAUGGCCAACGUCGACUUAGUUAUAGACUGGAAAGUGUUAUUCUUGAACGCGACGUGCGCAUUCUUGUUGAAUCUGGCGGUCUUUUUGUUGAUUGGAAAGACAUCGGCGUUGACCAUGAAUAUCGCCGGCGUCAUCAAAGAUUGGAUGCUGAUAUUCGCGUCGCAGCACUUGUUCCACAAUACGGUGACGUUUUUGAAUUACUUAGGUUAUGUGAUUGCGUUCCUGGCUGUUGGUAUGUACAAUAUGAUUAAGUUGCGGCAGGCGAAGAAAGCGGAGAAGGAUAGAGCGGCUGCGAACGAUAGCAAGUAA